AUGGCUAUGACAACUGCUAUUUCGGCUUGGCAGGCACCAGCGUCUACUCUGAAUACUCAUACUGAUGGAACUGGUCAUGAAACAACACGCCGUCGAGGAGUUGAUUUUCCUAGUGAUCAAUCAUCCGUGCCAGGACGAUCAUCGGGUCGGCAUAUGUCUGUUAUUCCUCAUGGAGUAAUUCAUGAUCCAUUGAGCAGCGCCACAGGAUCUCUGUCAUACGAUGGUGAUUAUAAUCGAUCAUCUGUUGUCAGUUGUCUCGUGCCAGCUAGCAUAAGUAUUGCUACCAGGGCAUUUUCACGACAACUUGAUGAGGAAUUAACACAAGAAGAACAACUACAAGCAUCGAAACAUCCUGAUUACGAGUCAACUGAACGUGUUGUUAUUAAUGUCUCUGGAUUGAAAUUCGAAACGCAACUACAAACAUUGAAUAAUUUUCCUCGGACACUUCUCGGUAAUCCAUCGCGACGUGUACGGUUCUUUGAUCCACUACGAAAUGAAUACUUUUUCGAUCGGAACCGGCCUAGUUUCGAUGCGAUUCUUUACUAUUACCAAUCGAAUGGUCGACUGAGACGACCUAAUCAUGUUCCAAUUGAUGUCUUUACCGAAGAAAUCAAAUUCUUUGAACUAGGUGAAGAUGCUUUCAAUAAAUUUCGUGAAGAUGAAGGUUUUAUCAAAGAAGAAGAACGAAUUUUGCCUAAAAAGGACAUGCAACGAAAAAUUUGGCUUCUAUUCGAGUAUCCCGAAACAUCACAAUGGGCACGUGUUAUUGCUAUCAUAUCUGUUACUGUUAUUCUCAUGUCAAUUGUCAUAUUUUGUCUAGAAACACUGCCGAAGUUCAAACGUUAUCGUGUUCGACCUGCCGAUAAUGCAACGUACGAUUCGUCCCGUCUGACAAUCGAAGAGGACGAUAUUCCCGAAUUAACUGAACCAUUUUUUAUUAUUGAAACUUGCUGUAUCAUUUGGUUCUCAUUCGAAUUAAUCGUUCGUCUUUUGUCAUCUCCGCUGAAACUUGUCUUUCUAAAGUCGAUGAUGAAUAUUAUCGACAUUGUUGCGAUCGUCCCGUACUUCAUCACAUUGUUCACGAUUUUGGCUGAAGAGAAAACGAAAUCGAAUCAAGCGAUGUCAUUAGCUAUUCUGCGGGUUAUUCGUCUCGUUCGAGUUUUUCGUAUAUUCAAACUAUCAAGACAUUCGAAAGGUCUACAGAUUCUGGGCCAAACACUUCGUGCGAGUAUGCAAGAGUUAGCGCUAUUGAUAUUUUUCUUAUUCAUCGGUGUGAUCUUAUUCUCUUCGGCGGUCUACUUUGCCGAACAAGGUGAACCAGAGUCAUUUUUCAAAUCGAUACCAGACGCAUUCUGGUGGGCAAUGAUAACUAUGACUACAGUCGGCUAUGGAGAUAUGCGUCCAGUAGGUAUAUUCGGUAAAAUUGUUGGAUCAAUGUGUGCUAUCGCUGGUGUGUUAACAAUUGCUCUGCCAGUUCCCGUUAUUGUCUCUAAUUUCAAUUAUUUCUAUCAUCGCGAUAUCGAUUCCGAAGAACAGAAAGACAUUAAAUACACAACUAAUGUUAGUGGUUCAAGUCCAACAGGUGUUGAUAUGAUUAAUGAUCCAUUUACCCACACCAUGUCAACAAGUGUUGGUGGUCAAAAGAAAAAAUCGAUCUCGUCAUCAGAUACUUGCCAUCAUUUAGAUGAAUCUGAUGCAUUUCUUCAUUCAUAUUCAGCCGCCGACGAACAGACAUUUCGUUCAUGUACAGCAAAUCACAAAAAUAGUAGAACAUCGCCAACACAACAAUUAAUUCAACGGAAAAUUUCCUCACCCAAUGCCAAUUUGAAUAGUUUCAAUAAUUACACCUCAUCAUCAUCGAAUGAACCAUUAAAUGUCGAAACAGAUGUGUAA
Messenger RNA from Adineta ricciae, 1893 nucleotides. The record is from the annotation of a GenBank genome assembly. NCBI's taxonomy places the organism in Eukaryota, Metazoa, Rotifera, Eurotatoria, Adinetida, Adinetidae.